Molecule: messenger RNA, 1930 nt
Organism: Gloeophyllum trabeum ATCC 11539
Lineage: Eukaryota; Fungi; Basidiomycota; Agaricomycetes; Gloeophyllales; Gloeophyllaceae
Product: aspartyl-tRNA synthetase
Exons: 8
Coding region: 184-1815 (543 amino acids)
Biological process (GO): aspartyl-tRNA aminoacylation
Cellular component (GO): aminoacyl-tRNA synthetase multienzyme complex; cytoplasm; cytosol
Molecular function (GO): aspartate-tRNA ligase activity; ATP binding; RNA binding
Source: RefSeq, a predicted model, not a curated record
GAGACUAGCCGGUGUUUACAAGGAAAGAUCACCGAUAAGAUAGCAAAAGAUCAGUGAAAGUGACUCGUCUCUAACUCAUUUCUGGCCGGGCCUCGAGUACUCUCUCCACCAUCUACUUGAGCGCAAAAUCUUCGAUCUCCAAGUCUUCGCGCACAACAACUUCGAGCACGGAACAAGAACACUAUGGCGGAACCGGUAGCUCCCCCAACUCCUCCACCGGAGGGAACCGAGGCCAAGGGCCCGUCCAAAAACGAACUGAAGAAAAAAGCUAAGGAGGCGGAAAAGGCGAAGAAGGCUGCAGAGAAGGCUGCCAAACAAGCAGAGCUGGCCGCUCAGCAAGCGGCUGCAGAGGAUGACUUCGCCAAGGAGUUCUAUGGCAAAUUACCCCUUAACCAGUCCUCCUCCCGUCCCCGCCGCACGCGGCACCAGAUCAAAGACCUCUCAGAGUCUUUGGAUGGACAGACUGUGCUUUUGCGAUGCCGUAUACAAACAUCUCGCGCGCAGGGGAACAAGAUGGUGUUCCUCAACCUGAGGCAGAGGACUGAUUCGGUGCAGGCCGUGUUGACAGUGAAACAAGGCGAGGUCAGUAAGCAGAUGGCAAAGUGGGCCGCUGGUCUUUCCAUGGAGAGUAUUGUGCUUGUGGAGGGAGUGGUGAAGAAGGCUCCGGAGAUAAUCAAGAGUGCCACCAUCGGGGAUGUCGAAAUCCACAUCACUCAGCUGCACCUAGUGUCUGGUAUCGAGGGUCGACUACCAUUCACGCUCGAGGAUGCCUCAAGACCCGACGCUGAAGUUGAGACAUCCGAAACACAGCUCAACCGUGUCCUCCUAGAGACCCGACUCAACAACCGCGUGGUCGACUUGCGGACGCAAACCAAUCAAGCAGUCUUCAAGCUGCAGCAUGGCAUCGGAGCCCUCUUCCGCGAAUACUUGGAAAGCAACGGUUUCACUGAGAUCCACACGCCAAAGCUGCAGGGUGCGGCGACGGAGUCUGGUGCAUCUGUAUUCAAAGUAAACUACUUCAAGGGUGACGCCUUCCUCGCGCAAUCUCCUCAACUUGCCAAGCAGAUGGCCAUCGCUGCCGAUUUUGAGCGUGUCUACGAAAUCGGCCCCGUCUUCCGCGCAGAGGAUUCCAACACGCAUAGGCACAUGACCGAGUUCGUCGGACUCGAUCUGGAGAUGGCAAUCGAGGAGCACUACCACGAAGUCCUGGAGCUCCUGGACAAUCUCUUCCUGUCGAUCUUCCGCGGUCUGAGGCAGAAGUACUCGAAGGAGAUCGAGGCGGUUAGGAAGCAGUUCCCCGCGGACGAGUUCAAGUGGCGCGAGGGCCCUGAGGGGACGCUGAAAUUGACGUUCAAGGAGGCGACUGACCUGUUGGCGGAGGACGGUGUCCCGAGGGAGGUGUUGGACGAUAUCAAUACGGAGAACGAAAAGAGGCUUGGGCGGAUCGUAAAGGCCAAGUACGAUACCGACUACUUCAUCAUUGACAAGUUCCCCAUGGAGCUCCGUCCAUUCUACACUAUGCCGGACCCUAAUGACCCGACGCUGUCCAACUCUUACGACUUCUUCAUGCGAGGCGAGGAAAUCCUUUCGGGCGCACAACGUAUCCACGAUCCCAAUCUUCUCAUCGCGCAGAUGAAGAAGAAAGGUAUUGAACCCGAGUCCAUGAAACACUACGUCGAGGCAUUCAGGAUGGGAUGCCCGCCGCACGGCGGAGGAGGUAUCGGUCUGGAGCGGGUGCUGAUGCUCUUCCUGAAGCUGAACAACAUCAGGAGAGCAUCGAUGUUCCCGAGGGACCCGAAGAGGUUGGAGCCGUAAAGUGCAGUCCCAACGUCAAUCACAAUGUAUUACGGCUUACAGCUGCGUUGUACGAGUGGAGAGUAGAAAUGAAACUGUAUUUCUCUUGCAAUCUGGACUGGACGCCUAAUGUCAG